GUGAGGCCUCCAGGAAAUAGUUCUGUGAUUUCGGCGUCUCUAGGGAAGUCACCUGGGGCUAUCAAGACCAAGCCUGACGUGGCGGUUAAUCCAGACCACCUGACGGAUUUUCUGGAAGUUGAGAGGAGGAUACGGGAACGAGUGGCGUUGCUGAACAAGGUGUGUGAAGCACUGCCGAAGCGGAGCAAAGUUGCGGCCAAAGCGACAGAGGAGAGAGUGAACAUACGGACGGAGGUGCUGGAGGAACAUAAGCUCAUGGUGUGUGUGGUGCUGAAGGCUGGCUCCACCGCUUGGAACGCCCUAUUGGCCGCCCGCUACAACAAGACAGACAUGUUGGUCACCAGAUUGUGUUAUAAGAUGAUUAAGGAGUUGAUGCCUUCACCGUCCAGAUUCACAGAAGUGGCGAAGUCGAAUGAAUUCAGUCGGAUUUUAGUGGUUCGACACCCCUUAGAACGGCUUGUCUCUGCCUACAGGAACCGCUUAGCUGACCCGGAUAUUAUUGGCUAUCAGUCCCAAACAUAUGUCCCUCUUAUACUGGCAUAUACCCGAGGCCGUAGCUACUCUCAUAAAGAAAUCUUCAACGUUGCUGGGAGGAUUCAAGUAAUACCGACCUUCAAGGAAUUCGUCAGUUUCUUGGUCGAGGAGGAAAUCCAGGAAUACGACGACCACUGGACACCCAUUAGUUACACUUGUGGUCUCUGCUACAUUAACUACACUGCUAUAAUACACACUGAGACAUACCAAGAUGACAUUCGCUAUAUUAUGAGAAUAAGCGGACUGGACACCAAAGUCAACCCGGAAUUAAUGAACAACUACACCAACAAAGCCAAUGGCCACGAUACCCAGGACGUAUUGGUGUCUUAUUAUAAACAACUUGAACCCAUCUUACUAAGGAGGAUCAUUGAGAAAUUCAAGUUGGAUUUCUUACUAUUUGGUUACGAUCCUAAUCCAUUGGUACAGAAGAUUUAUCCUAAUAUGAGGGUUUACCUGACACCUUGAUUGUCUUGAUUAUCUUUGUUUGUGUUUGUGUUUACGUUUUUUUUGGGGGGUAUUUAUGUUGGGUUGUUUACGAAUGCAUUGUGUGUUUUUUUUUGGAAGGGGGAGGUGGAGGGGGUAAGUGUGUGAUUCUUCCUUGAUUAGUUAAUAUUUUGUUAUUAUUAUUAUGUGAAGUAAUGAAACAACCAAAGAGUAUUUUAAUGUUUUAUUUUUCUCUUGAUAAACUAACAUAGAGAGAGAAAUAAUAUGUAAAAACAACUUAACCUUCCUUCUUUGUCUUUCUCUCCUUCACCCCAAUGCCGUCCUUCUCUCCCUUCCCCCCUCAACUCUACCCUUCCCCCCCCCCACCUCACCCCUC
Homarus americanus (American lobster) is the source of this 1354-nucleotide messenger RNA. Its product is annotated as carbohydrate sulfotransferase 11-like. Gene Ontology annotation, biological process: carbohydrate biosynthetic process. The coding region runs from base 256 to 999 and encodes 247 amino acids. Lineage: Eukaryota; Metazoa; Arthropoda; Malacostraca; Decapoda; Nephropidae. The record is from RefSeq and is a predicted model, not a curated record. Gene Ontology annotation, cellular component: membrane. The transcript is spliced from 7 exons. Gene Ontology annotation, molecular function: sulfotransferase activity.